AUGUUCUCUAAGAAUAAAAUAAUUUUCGCCCAUUGGCCCUUAAUAAAAAAAGCCAGCGGAUAUUCCACAAGUGUUUUAAAGACCGAUGUAGACGUGCUAUCUCCUCAAUUUUUGGAAAAUAAGGAAAAAAUGACGCAACUAAUAGAAACUCUGAGGGACAAAACCACCAAAAUUUUACAAGGAGGCGGCGAGAAAGCAGCAAAAAGGCACACAUCUAAAGGAAAAUUACUUGCUAGAGAUAGAGUGAAAUUGUUGUUAGAUAAAAACAGCGCUUUCCUGGAGUUAUCAGCAUUAGCAGCAAACGAUAUGUAUAACGAACAUAUCAACUCUGCAGGUAUAAUUACAGGAAUAGGAAAAAUUCAAGGGAGAGAAUGCGUGAUAGCCGCAAACGAUGCGACUGUUAAAGCCGGUACUUACUAUCCCAUGACUGUUAAGAAACACCUUAGGGCUCAAGAAAUAGCUGACCAGAACAACCUUCCUUGUAUUUAUUUAGUGGAUAGUGGAGGCGCCAAUUUGCCUAAUCAAGCCGAUAUUUUCGCCGAUAGGGAUCACUUUGGGAGGAUAUUUUUCAACCAGGCUAAUAUGUCUUCCAAAGGCAUAGCUCAGAUAGCAAUAGUGAUGGGCUCCUGCACAGCUGGUGGUGCUUAUGUCCCUGCAAUGGCAGAUGAGUCGAUAAUAGUAAGAAAACAAGGAACUGUGUUCUUAGCAGGACCACCUUUGGUCAAAGCAGCUACUGGGGAAGAGGUUACAGCAGAGGAAUUAGGAGGAGCAGAUCUCCAUUGCACCACAUCGGGCGUCACCGAUUACUACGCCCUAAACGACGAACACGCAAUUUCGAUCGCUAGAAAGUUAGUGCGAAAUUUAUCGAGAAAUUCUAGCGUAAGCUUCGAUGAACCAUUCGAAGAGCCUCUGUACGAUGCCGAGGACCUGCACGGAGUGAUAGACACGGAUUUGAAAAAACCAUUCGACGUCAGGGAAAUCAUAGCGAGGAUAUUCGACGGUUCCAAAUUCGAUGAAUUCAAAAAAAAGUACGGCGAUACGUUGGUAUGCGGAUUUGCAAGGCUGUACGGUAAGCAAGUCGGCAUUAUUGGAAAUAAUGGAGUUUUAUUUUCCGAGAGCGCUUUGAAAGGCGCGCAUUUCGUGCAACUCUGCACGCAGCGAAAAGUUCCCAUAAUAUUCCUACAGAAUAUAACAGGAUUCAUGGUGGGUCGUGAUGCUGAAAAAGGAGGUAUAGCGAAAAACGGCGCUAAAUUGGUUACAGCUGUAGCUUGUGCACAAGUACCGAAGUUUACUGUAAUCGUAGGAGGUUCUUACGGAGCUGGCAACUACGGAAUGUGUGGUAGAGCAUAUUCGCCGAGAUUUCUAUACAUGUGGCCUAAUGCUAGAAUAUCUGUAAUGGGAGGACCACAAGCGGCGGGGGUUCUGUCGCAAGUUGCUGGUCAGGGAAAGGAGUGGAGCAAUGAAAAGAAGAGAGAAUUUGAGAAACCGAUUAUUGAGAAAUUUGAAAAGGAAGCUUCUCCUUAUUAUAGUACUGCCAGACUCUGGGACGAUGGAAUUAUAGAUCCGAAAGAUACAAGAAGAGUACUUGGUUUAAGUUUAGCGGCUAGUUUAAACAAACAGAUUCCUAAGACGGACUUUGGAGUAUUUAGGAUGUAA
Phyllotreta striolata is the source of this 1656-nucleotide messenger RNA. Lineage: Eukaryota; Metazoa; Arthropoda; Insecta; Coleoptera; Chrysomelidae. The record is from the annotation of a GenBank genome assembly.